Molecule: messenger RNA, 5310 nt
Organism: Hirsutella rhossiliensis
Lineage: Eukaryota; Fungi; Ascomycota; Sordariomycetes; Hypocreales; Ophiocordycipitaceae
Product: PIF1-like helicase domain-containing protein
Exons: 9
Coding region: 1-5310 (1769 amino acids)
Biological process (GO): DNA repair; telomere maintenance
Molecular function (GO): DNA helicase activity
Source: RefSeq, a predicted model, not a curated record
AUGCAGGCCGAGGACCUGGCGGACGUGCUGCGGGGCCUCGAAGAGGAGUUCGAGGCGGGUGAGAGGCUGGCCGACGAGCGGGCGUGGUGCGCGCCGGUGCCGCGGGAAAGGGAGGUCAGGACAGUGCGGAGGUUCUACCGGGCGUUCCACGACGCCGGCACGCUACCGACCGCGACGUGCACGCUAUGCUACCGGAAGCAGGCCAGGUGGAGCUCAGGAGAUGGCGUGGAGGGCUGGUCGCGGCACGGCGCGGCGCAGGGAGGCGGGCGGUCGCCGUUCGGGUGCCGAAGCUGCUUCCCCGAGGGCGCGCCGGUGCCGGUGUGCGCCGAGUGCGCGCGGCGGGUCGGGCGCGACGGCGCAUCGGCGGCGAUGCACCUCCACCGGCGGCUCGGCUGCGAGCACGUCUACCCGGACGAGCUCAAGGGCCUGACGCCGGUCGAGGAGAAGCUGAUCGCGCUCAACUCAUGCUACGGCUUCGUGACGAAGUACAGCAUCCCCGGCGGCCAGAGGCAGGGCGUGAGGUACCCGAGGCACGUCAAGGGCCACAUCACGGUGUUCCCAAACGACGUCCAGGGGCUCGCGACCAAGGUGCUCCCGCACCCGCUGCUCCGGGUCAUGGACGAGAUCCACGUCUCGUGGCAGGGCGCCGAGAGGCCCGGGCCGCGGGACUUGUCCGGCCUGCUGUCUGUACGGCGGCGGCCGGUGGAAAGGGCGUUGGCGUGGCUUAAGGAGAAUAACCCGCACUAUAGCGAGGUCGAGGUCGACACGGCCGAGAUGGACAGCUGGGGGGAGCCGGCGCACGGGGUGCCGGCGGCGGUGUGGGAGCGGCUCGAGCACAACGAGCCGUCGGCGCGCGAGAGGACGCAGACGGCGCAGCUGGUGCCGCCGACGGAGCGGGCCAUGGACGACGAGGGCGUCGUCGAGAUCGAGGAGGUGCUUGCGAUGCUAAGGCAGGGCCGGGACCCCGCCGAGGGCCGGCCCGACCCCGGGCCUACGUACGAGGGGGCGGGUAACGGCGAGGAUCUAGAGGGCGCUAGGCCCGAAGAGGAGGGGGACAUAAUUAACGAGGUAACGUCGUCCGGCAUGUUCCCCCUCGACGGGGCGCCCGAGGUGGCGGACGCCGAUAAGAUCCGCUUCGCCCGCGAGGCUAUCGGGACCAUAGGCCCGAGGACAUGGGUCAACAUGGCGGCGGGAGGGGCGGCGGGAGGGGCGGCGAGGAGCAGCGGCCGUGGCGGCGACAGCGAGCCCUACAUACAGGUGCGGCGCGGAGACGAAUUUGCCGACUCGGCAGACGCGUCCUUCUUCGUCAGGGCCUUCCCGACCCUGUUGCCCUUUGGGCUAGGCGGGCCGAGGCUCGCCGACGAGGCCGCCGCGGGCGAGGGCGCGGCCGCGGCCGCCGGCCGGCGGGGCGGCGAGGCGGAGCGGGUCGCCGAGGGCCUCACGUCGACGCGGAACAUGAACCUACAAGCCUGGGCCGACGUCGUACUACGGCGCCACGGCGGGCGGUUCGCGACGCACCCCAUAUUCGCCUUCCUCGUCUUCAACAUGGGCGUACGGUCCAGGAAUCGCCAGGCUAGUAUGCUGGGCGUGACGAGGAAGAACUUUGCAAGGGUCGAGGGCCUGCUAAAGUCGUUAACGACGCAGAGACUCGAGGCGGCGAAGGUCGAGCUCGAGGCUACGGGCAAGACUAGCGACGACGGGGUGACGGAGCUCCUCCGGUCCCUCUCGGUGUACGGGGUGCCGGUCAUCUGGUUCACGCUGAACCCGAACGACAUCACGAACCUAGUAAAGCUACGGCUGGCGGCGUACCGCGCCCGUGACCCCGACGCGGCCGAGGCCUUCCUAAGGGACCUCGGGAACGCGUAUAAGCGGACGCGGCUCGCCAUAUCGGACCCGAUGAGCUCGGCCGUCUUUUUCCACCGGGAGAUGACGCUCUUCUUCGAGCACUACGUCCGGACCGGGGAGGAGUCGGUGUUCGGGCACGUCGGGGCCUACUACGGGGCCGUGGAGACGAACGAGCGAGGUGCCCUCCACCUCCACGGGCUCCUCUGGCUAAGGGGCAACAGGGGCCUCGGCGAGGCGCUCGCGGGCGCCGACACGGAGGAGCAGGCGGCGUGCCGGGAGCGAAUCGUCCGCUACGUAGACAGCGUCUUCUCCGAGGAGCUAGACGCAGAAGGCUACUGCGCCGUGCAGGCGGAGAGGUCGGCGACGGCGGACAUAUCGUCGCGGCUCGACGACGUCGCGCGCUUCACAGACGCCUUCAACGAGGAGGCCAACUUCUGCGCGGGCGCGACGCAGGUCCACACGCACAGCGCGACCUGCGCGCCGUGGAGGCUGGUGGAGAGGACGGCGCUGACGACGGACGGGGUGCUCGAGGUCCGGCGCACGCAUAACAUGGUCAACCGGUGGAACAGGGCGAUGGCGGUCGGGCUGCGGCACAACCACGAUAUCUCGUUCAUCGCGACGCAGCGUAAGACUAUGGCCCUGAUCUACUACAUCACCAACUACGCGACCAAGGUCGAGGACCCGGCGUGGAAGCGGGUGGCCGCGGCGGCCGAGUUCCUCCCGACGCUAGAGGGGGAGCUAAUAGAAGAGAACAGCGGCAGUAGUAGCGAGGGGAGGAAUAAGACGAGGACGUUCCUACUCAAGGUAGCGAACCGGGUCUUCACAGAGCGGCCACUCUCGCAGGUUGAGGUAAUAGCCCACCUCCUAGGGUAUCCGGCGGAGUUCAGCAGCGGCUCGGCGUGGGCGCGACGCGCCGGACGAGACGUCGUGGAGGAGGCCGGGCCGAGAAUUCCCCUCGUCGAGGCCUACCGUCACAGGGGGGAGCUCCUACAACGGCUUUGCCUCUACGACUAUACGUCACUUAUAAGGCUGAGGCGGGCCGGCGGCAGCGCCGACAGCAGGGCGGGCUGGGGCGAGAUACCCCUCGCAGAGGGCUGCGCGGCAGGGAAGGGCUGGGUGCAGGUGCUUAGGCGACCGGGCAAGGCGGCGACGGUGCGGCUAGACGGGUACCUAAGCAAGGAGUUCAGUAAGGAAGACGAGGAGUCAUGCCACCGAAGGGCGGCGGUGCAGCACCUUGCCCUAUUUAUACCAUGGGAGUCAUUUGUCAGCAUAGGAGCCGGCGACAUCAACGAUAUCUGGGCACAGGCGCGAUCGUCGCUCUCCCCGAGGGUCGCGCGGCUCGUAGACAACGUACAGCUCCUCCGGCGGUCAGCGGAGGACGCGAAGCGCGACGCCAAGCAGUGGGCCGCGACAGCCGAGGAAGACAGGUCGACAGCGCCACAGGCCGAAGACGAAGGUAGGGCCACGGGGAGCGGCGGCGAGGGGGCGUACCGCGGCGGCGGGGCGGGCGACACGGCCCGGCUCAUCGACGUGGUCCGGAAUGCAGCCGCCGCGGGGCAGGUGACGGCGCAGUCGACAGAGCUGCUAGGGAUGACGCAGCAGCUCUGCCGGUUCCAGCAGCCCGGGCUCGAGUCAGCCGCCGAGCUCGCGGCGACGGUGGUAGCGGAGGAUGGGCCCGUGAGGCGAGUCAACCUACCGGGCUCGGCGCUCUCGGGGGCGCUGCCGCGGCAGGAGGAGGCGUCGGGGCGGACCGCGGCGCGGCCCUCCGCGGGGUCAUGGGGAUUCGGCGAGGACGACAUGGACGUGACGGCGGCCGACGGCGACCCAGACGUAGGCACGGCGGCGGGGAUGCGCGUGCGGCUCGGCCCGUCGAGCUCGUUCCUCGCCGCCGGCCGAGCUGGCAAGGAACUGACGCUGAACGAGAAGCAGUCAAUUGCCCUCCUCAUCGUAUGCCGGCAGCUCGACCAGAUCCGGCAGGCCAACGAGGCAGGCGGCGACGGAGAAGGCCAGCUCUGCCUAUUCGUCGGCGGCGAGGGCGGCACCGGCAAGUCGCGCGUCAUAGAGGCGCUCGUCGAGCUGCUCGCCCGGAGGGAGCUCUCGAGCCGGAUGCUCGUGACGGCGACGUCGGGCACGGCUGCGGCGCGGAUCAACGGCAUCACCCUCCACUCGGCCUGCGGCCUCACGGUCGGCCAGGCGGGAGGGGCGACAAGGGAGCUGGACGGGGUGCGGCUGCCGGGCGCGGGCGAGCGCUUCGUCGACGGCCGGUCGCGCAUGGACUGGCGGGAGAAGGAGGUACUCGUAAUCGACGAGGUCAGCAUGCUCGGGGCGCGGACGCUGCACGCGGCCAACGAGCAGCUCCGCCGGCUGCGGGGGUCGGCGCGAGACUUCGGCGGGAUCCCGGUAGUGAUCCUCUGCGGCGACUUCCACCAGUUCCGGCCGGUGCAGGAGCGGUCGAUCCUGCUGCCGAGCGCGGCGGUGUCGUGGGACGAGGACAGGGCGUUCGCGGCCGAGCAGCGGCGGCAGCACGACGAGGCGCACGCGCUGUGGCGGCGCUUCACAACGGUCGUCAUGCUCGACGAGCAGAUGCGGGCCGCCGGCGACCCAGAGCUGCGGCGGCUGCUCGGGCGGAUCCGCCGCGGCGAGCAGGACCGGUCGGACCUCGAGCUGCUCAACUCGAGGUGCCACCGGCCCGGCAGGCGGAUCGCGUGGGAGACGGGCGUGACGGUGGUCACGCCUCUCAACCGCAACCGCUGGAACCUCAACCUCGAGGCGGCGCUCGCGUUCCGGGCGCUGCGGCGGACGGCGGCGCGCGUCUUCCUCUCCGAGCACAAGUGGAAGGACGGCGAGCCGACUGAGGAGGAGGCGGUGCUGAUGCUCGGCCAGGGCGACGACAGCGCGACGCCGGUGCCGGCCGUCUUCGUCUUCGUGCCCGGCAUGCCGGUCGUCGUGAACCAGAACACGCACCAGGGGCUGAAGGUGGUGAACGGGGCCGGCUACACGGCGGUGGCCGUGAUCCCCGACCGGGCCUUCCCCGGCCACCGGGUGUCGGCGGAGCUGACGCUGCACUUCGGGCCGCCGGCGGGCAUCGUGCUGGCGUCGGAGACGACCCGGGACCUCCACUUCCGCAACGACGUGAGCCGGCGGGGCCUGCCGUGCGCGGCGGCCUUCGCCUGCACCGACUACAAGGUGCAGGGCGGGACGAUCGAGCGCGUCGCGCUCGAGCUGCGGGGGGCGAGGACGACGACGGUCGAGGGCAGGGCGGUGGCGUCGCCGUGCGACCCGUACAGCCUCUACGUGCAGCUCUCGCGGUGCCCGACGCUCGACGGCAUCACGCUCGUGUCGGAGGUGCGGGAGCGGGACUUCAUAGGGAACCGGGUGCCGAAGGAGAUGACGGCGGCGCAGGCACGGCUGGAGGAGCUAAGCGGGCUGACGACGCGAGAGGCGGCCGGCCUACUCCGCGGGUGA